Molecule: messenger RNA, 2936 nt
Organism: Spodoptera littoralis (African cotton leafworm)
Lineage: Eukaryota; Metazoa; Arthropoda; Insecta; Lepidoptera; Noctuidae
Source: the annotation of a GenBank genome assembly
UUACAGACAGAAAAAUGUUAAAGAUCUUGACGCUGGUUCAAGUCCUACACUUAGCAGCUGCUACCAUGUUCUUCCACGAGCCAUCUAGUGUGAUUAUCAAACCCGAAGUAAAAGUACGCAACACAGAUUUUGGAUUCUCAUUCGCUUUCAAUAGUAAAUUUGGAGGUUUAUUAGUUGGUGCCCCAACAGAGGACAAUGUGGGAAAAUUGUACAAUUGCAAUCUAAAUUUAGCAUUCAACGAAAGAGAAGUUAAUUGCUCAGAUUACCUAAUAGAAGUAGAUGAGCCAGAAUAUGAAAAUGAUCGUUGUCCCAAUCAACGGUUUUACUUGGGCGCGUCGAUAUCCGCUGCUUUGGAUUACGCCUAUACUUGCGCCCCCAUGUGGACAACGAAUUUCACGUCAUCAAACGAAGAAAUAAGAGAUGUUUUCGGAACAUGUUUCGUUUAUAAAAGUAUAGGUCCAACUCGAUAUCAAGGUACCUUGGAAAAAUUCUUGGACAAAAAAAUCACAUUGACUGAUACUGAUGCAAUCACAGGAGGCACUGGAUGGACUACUUUAGCAGAUGACAUUAACGGACUAUUGCUCACUGUAAAAACUUCGCUGUAUGGAGACAUUUUGUAUACGCCGUUGUCAAAACCUACAGCAGAAACCAAAUCUUUAGCGGCAGUGCAAAGGAAUCGUAUAUUUUUAUCAAACCGUUGGAAUAUAGGCUAUGCUGUCACUGCUGGUAAAUUUUUUUCUAGCGUUACGAUGUAUGCAUUCAGUAUGGAAAGUAAAAACAUGGAAGGCGAAAUAGCAUUUUUGAAAUACAAUUCCGUACGAAAUUCACUAUAUUUGUUGAAAUACAAAAAUACUAUAUUGACGUUGGUAAAUAAAGCAAUCGGCGCCAUGUUUGGCUCAGCUCUAAGUGCUAAGGACCUCAAUAUGGACGGUCUUGAUGAACUGCUUGUGGGUGCUCCUGCGUUGUCUGAUGAUGAGUGCUAUGAAUGUGGAGCUCUGCACAUAUAUUUGGGAGGAGACCAGGCAACAAUAAAUGAUCGAAAAAGACAGCGAACUAUACUGGGUACCUCUAGCUUUGGCCGAUUUGGUUCAGCGAUAGUCGGAAACGAUUUAGACGGUGAUAACAAGUCAGAAAUAGUGGUAAGUGCUCCAUACGAGAACGAAGGUAAAGGAGCCAUCUACAUACUGUCAGGUCACGAGAUCUACAACGUACUGAUGAAGGUCCAGGAUUAUAAGACCAUACCGCUAUCAGAACUGAAGCUGACGCAGAGGAUUCAGAAAGAAGAAUAUAGAACGCUUGGGUUCAGUCUCCAAUUCGUUGAAGAUGUAGAUGUCAAUGGGUGUAAAGAAUUGGUAGCUGGAUCACCGAGUAGUGGCACAGCGAUAUUCUUCAAAUGUGUCCAGAAAGUCACAGUAACUCUUUCCAGCAGCCUAAUUGGAGAACAGAUUGUAAAAGAACAAGACGAGAAAUUCGUAGUGAAUGUCUGCGCACGAGUGCAACUACCUGAGUACCCAAUGUACAUCAAUGCAUAUAUAACAGUAUCCAACACCAUCGUAGGUCAGGCAGCAACCAUUCCUAAUCCAGAUUUCAAACUAGAUAUUACCUGUACCGGCUGUUCAAGGGACGAACUGCUUUGUAAAAACGUUACAGUGCUACUGCAAGACAAAGAACCUGGGGACUACAAGUUCCUUUCCCAUGCAGAAAUAAGAAACGAUUAUCUGAUGCGUCCUAAUAAUUCAGAAUUCAACUCGUCGUGGGUCUUAGGAGGUCCCAACAGCAAAUGGGAUACCAGUAUAGAUGUACCCCGACAUUGUAAUGGAGAUGAUUGUAUUCCUAAUCUGACCAUGAAAUUACUAUGGUCUGGCAGCGAAAAUUACACCGUGGGGUCAUCUGCAAAUGAAUCAGUGACAAUCAAUGUGAGGAAUGAUGGGAAUGCGUCUUAUGAUUCCUGUGUUUGGGUGAAAGUGAGCGGAGUGGCACUGAAUCGAGGCGACUGCGAGGAUUACAAUGGAGGGUACAAAUGCUACCUAGACCGGCCUAUGAGGCGAGAGACUGAUUGCACAAUAAGACUGCUCCUGAACAUGACAACGGUUACAAAUAUUGAAAAAGAACUGCAAGUCAUUGUUAAACUUUAUGAGAUAUGUAACCAAAAACUAAUUACUACUGACAACAUAACUAUUCCAUAUAUAUUAAACUCAAGCGACAUUUCAUUGAGUGGCUAUGCUCACAAAAUGAAUAUCACUGACAAACAGAUAAGAGACGCUGAUACUGUGUAUGAUGACCACGAAUACGUGAUUCAAAACCGCGGUUUCAUGACUUGGAAGAAGGUCGAAAUGGAAAUUAAAAUGAACAAACUUGAAUAUUUGAAGUAUUUUAAUAUAUCAACAAUGGAUUUCGGCGUAUGCGCAAAUGAAGAUGAUACCUUAUACAUUGUCCACCGCUGCAUUUUGGACAUAAUGCCAAACUCGACACAAGUGAUUACUGGCACCGCUGAAAUAAAUGCUGGCAAACUGAAAAAUUAUUUGGUAAAUAAAAAGCUGAUGACUAAUUCUACAAGUACAUUGUAUUUGGACGAGAGAUUGUCGCCAUUUGGUACCCUAGUGAACAACGAAAUCCCAAUAGUGCAAGAAAUCACGUUAGGCAGUAACAAACUAUUGAUUUCUUUGAUAGCACUUUUGGUGGCGCUCAUACUAUUAGCAAUCAUCACAUUUAUUCUUUAUAAGUAUGGAUUCUUUAAAAGAAAACAAAAGAAAAAUCUUCUGAUAGCUAAAGAGUCGGUGAGGAGACAGAGUAUUAAACGAAGUAACCAUGCUUCAGCGAUAGAUGGACCAGCUGAAGGUUUACAAAUGGAAGUCGAUGAAGACUCUCCCUUCGAUAAUCCACAGCCAGUGACCACUAAAGACAGCAUAGGAUUAGUUGAAGACAAACCUAAGUAA